Messenger RNA from Aphis gossypii (cotton aphid), 1138 nucleotides. Its product is annotated as RNA polymerase II subunit A C-terminal domain phosphatase SSU72-like. Gene Ontology annotation, biological process: termination of RNA polymerase II transcription. The record is from RefSeq and is a predicted model, not a curated record. Gene Ontology annotation, molecular function: RNA polymerase II CTD heptapeptide repeat phosphatase activity. Bases 64 to 648 code for a protein of 194 amino acids. The transcript has 5 exons. Gene Ontology annotation, cellular component: mRNA cleavage and polyadenylation specificity factor complex; nucleus. NCBI's taxonomy places the organism in Eukaryota, Metazoa, Arthropoda, Insecta, Hemiptera, Aphididae.
AAAUAAAAUACACAAAUACACCAAUUUUGUAUACUCGUUGGUUGAAACUUGAAAACUGUAACCAUGUCAAAAAGUGAUUUUAAAGUAGCUGUGAUUUGUUCAAGCAACAUGAAUCGAAGUAUGGAAGCUCAUGGUGUUUUACGUAAAAAUGGUUUUAAUGUAAAAUCAUUUGGAACGGGCGAAAAGGUGAGGUUACCUGGAAAAGCUCCAAACAAGCCAAAUGUUUAUGAUUUUGGAUGUUCUUAUGAAGAUAUUUAUAAAGAUCUGUGCAAAAAAGAUAAAGCCUUUUAUACGCGAAAUGGUUUGUUAAAUAUGUUGGAUAGAAAUCGACGGAUAAAGAAACACCCAGAAAAAUUUCAACUAAGCAAUGAACGAUUCACUGUAAUCAUUACGUGCGAAGACAGAGUAUAUGAUCAAGUAUUAGAACAUUUUACCACUGUUCUAAGUUUUGGCAAUGAGCCAGUUCAUAUAAUCAACAUUGACAUUAAAGACAAUUCUGAAGAAGCAACAAUCGGAGCAUUUGUAAUUCAUGACUUAGUUACUUGGUUGUACAGAAGUGAAGAUCUUGACCAUGAAAUUGAUCGCUUAAUUGUUCAAUAUGAGAGAAAAUGUAAAAGACAACUGAUCUACUCUAUACUUUUCUAUUAAAUAUAAAGUAAUUACAUAAAAAUUGUGAAUGUAAUUCAUUCUUUACCUAAGUAUUGUCAAUAUUUGAAUCAAUAAUUUGUUGUAUUGUCAUAUAAGUUGUAUUGUGCAAGUAGGUACAAUUUUUAUAAUAAAUUAUAAUGUAUAUUACUUUAUGCUAUAGAUAAACAAUGACUGAGUUUAGUUUAUUAAUAUUAAUUUUAAAACUGAGUGAUAAAAAGAUCAUUUUUCUACUAAUUUGUAUAGAUCUUACAAAGAUGUGUGUUUUUAUUUAUUUUUGUGUAUAUCAUCACCUCUUAAAACAGAAUAAUUUGAUUUUAAAUAUGAUGGUUGUUUCUGGUAUCAAAUUAGAUCGAGAUGAUAUUUGAGAGGGGGGGGGAUCAAAAGUAAAAAAUUACUUACUCUAUUUUAUAAAGGGAAAUAAUAUUACAAAAAAAAAAAAAAAAAUGUAAAGCGGGAAUUUUUAUGCAAAUACAAUUUUUUAUAAAAUCGA